This is a messenger RNA of Chlorella variabilis, 764 nucleotides long. RefSeq lists its product as hypothetical. Gene Ontology annotation, molecular function: cysteine-type deubiquitinase activity. Gene Ontology annotation, cellular component: cytoplasm. The transcript has 7 exons. Gene Ontology annotation, biological process: protein deubiquitination; ubiquitin-dependent protein catabolic process. The record is from RefSeq and is a predicted model, not a curated record. Lineage: Eukaryota; Viridiplantae; Chlorophyta; Trebouxiophyceae; Chlorellales; Chlorellaceae. The coding region runs from base 1 to 717 and encodes 238 amino acids.
AUGGGCAAGAAGUGGAUUCCCCUGGAGGCAAACCCAGAGGUGCUGAACGAGUUUGCGCAGAAACUGGGAGUGUCUUUGAACGGAUACGAAUUCUGUGACAUUUAUGGACUCGAUGAGGAGCUGCUGGCGAUGGUUCCUCGGCCGGUGAUCGCCGUGCUCCUGCUCUUCCCCAUCACCGAUGCCACAGAGGCCGCUCGCAAGCAGGAGAAAGAGGAGAUAGAUGCCAAGGGCCAGGAGGUCAGCCCCUCCCUGUACUACAUGAAGCAGACCAUCGGAAACGCCUGCGGCACGAUCGCGCUGCUGCACGCGGUGGCCAACAACCGGCAGGCGCUGGGACUGGCCGAGGGCUCCUUCCUGCAGCAGUUUCUGGAGGUGACCGCUGGCAUGGGGCCAGCGGAGCGGGGGGGCUACCUGGAGAGCCCUCCCGAGGGGGCGCCAGACAUAGACUCCAUUCACGAGGCGGCAGCGCAGCAGGGCGACACGGCAGCCCCCUCUGCCGAUGAGGAGGUCAACCUGCACUUUGCCGCGUUUGUGUGCCGCGAAGGUGCCAUCUAUGAGCUGGAAUGCAGGAAGGCCAGCCCCAUCAACCACGGGCCGUGCGCGGGCGAGGAGCUGCUGGAGGCGGCAGCCAGGGUGGUGCGGGAGAAGUUUGUGGAGCGCGCUGACAGCAUUCAGUUCUCGCUGAUCGCGCUGGCCGCAGCCCAGGGCGGCAGCUAGCCGGCCGGGCUGCCCGCGGCGGGGAGCGCCCGCCGACUCUCUGAUGU